UUCGUAGCGGCCUACGGCGUAGCGCUGGCAGUCUGCUCGCAUCGGCGUCCCCGAGCGCACGCCGCGUCGCGAUCCCCGACCGAACAUUUAAUACGAAAGUAAACAAAUAAAAUGUGAAUAUAUAAACUUUGUUAUAACAUGAUAGUAAGUGACCCGACAACUCUUGCAGAUACAUCCCACACUCAAAGAUGAAAGCGUGGAGUGCUCACGAGCAGGACACGUCGUUGUCUUGCUGUCGCACGCUGCACGUCAAGCACGCUGCCUACGCUAGUGCCCUCUACACCUUGAAUAUAUCAAUAUUAGUGGUGCUGUUGUACAGUUGGAGAAUCGGCGUCAAUGCCAAGAGAUAUAAGGAGCUGGAUGACGUAUAUUAUGGUGUACAGAUAGCAUAUUUUGCAAUAAUAGGAACACAGAUGUUUAUGAUAGUCCUCAGCAUAUUCCUCUUCUAUGGAAUUUAUAAAGAAAACGUGGCAUUUCUAGUGCCGUGGGUGGUCGGCUGCAUGACUUUCAUGGCGUUAGAAGCCAUGGCCAUGGUUUAUUCCAAUAUUCUUAGAGAUCAUGUUAACAAGCAAUUCGACUCAAUGUGCAAAGCCGAAAUAUCAUUCUUAAUACCACGGAUACUUCUAAAUUGUCUAUGCAUAUGGUGCAUCCUUCGACUGUACCACCUCCUCCGCGCCGGAGUCACAUGGAAGGGCGCAGCGCCCAUCGAGCUGUGACUACUACCCCCCCUCCAAGCUUCGGAGCCACAGCCGCGGAACUCGCAGCCCUGCGAGUCAACUCUCCUCCUGGGAGGGGCAGAAAGUGACACCGACGCUAGCCUUCACGAACUCUGACGAUACUCGUCUUUAAAUAUAUCAAGUUUUGUUUACUGUGAAAGCUUUUUGAUACGUCACCGAUGUUAAUGGACAAUAAGUAUUCUUUUGUUUUUAUGUACAAAACUGAGACUGGAACUGAAAUGCACCUUCGUUUUAUGUGAAAUGAUUCCUCGACGGGGAAGUUAGGACAUGACCAUAUGUACCUAGCUCUCUGUAACAAAGGAGCAUUCUUUGUCAAAGGAAGCUUAUUUGUGUAUCGAUUCAUGUUUUGUUCGUAACAAGGUACAUAUUUCUUGAAAGAAAAAUGUAAGAAUGGUCCCCAAGAAAUUCAACUUCAGAAUGCGAUAUGCAUUUGUUUCCAUCAUACAACUUCCAAUUAUUUGAGAAUGUAUGUAUUUGAAAAUGUAAAAAUACUGUCUCCGUUCCGCGAAGUAACACUAUGUCUCCUGUCCCCAAGCUAACCGAUUUUCCGAAACAGCGUAAAAGGAUAAUAAAUAUUUCAGCGUGACGGCGACGCUCCGGCCUCCUUGCGCCAGAAAAUUCUGUAAGACAUGAAUUUAUAGUGGCGUAUUUAACAACUUACUUGGUUUAUGAAUAUCUGAGAUGCUAUUUUGAACCUUAUUUAUGUCAAAGCAUUGGUACUGUGACUAGAAUAAUAACGAACCUUACAUAAUAUUUGAACACUUCUAUAGGUACAUAUAAAGGACUUAAAGUAUUGAUACGAUCUUGGAAGGUAGCUUUGACCUAAUUGCUUGCUACACAUAAGAUUUCUAGUGUUCGGUAUAAAGCCUAAAUCACCAAUCUAACAUCCAAGAUCGGGUUCACAGAUACCAAUGACCGAAGGAUUCGUCUCGAAGAUUCGACGGACUGUUUUUGUGCUAGUUUCGGGUCCUUUCAUACGCAGUAACACGUAAAACCAAGGAGUACGUUUGAUAUAGCAGAAUGAUUAGAAUUCGUGAAUCACUGGCAUGUAAAUUGUAGAACCAAUGUUAGUUUAUGACGCAAUUUAGUACCUUUAAUUAUAUUUUGGCAAAUGGCGUCACUAUUUCAUCGAGGUUGACAGUACCACAUUAAAAUUUGCAGUAAAUUACUAAACUAUGUUUAUGAAUGCAUUAACUAAAUUACAAACAGAUGUUAUUUAAAAGCUUAUUUUAAUACUAAAUUACUGUUUAUUUUUCAACUACUUAUGCUGUAUAUAAAGUAAAAUAUACACGAUGCAAAAAAAUAUCAGUGCAGUUAAUAUUUAAAAAGCGUAAUUAUGCAAAUUAAGGUUUAAUAAAAGCGAUGUGGGUUUUGCAUGGAGCAUGCAUUGCGUGUUUUAAGUUAAAAUGAAAUUACAAAGGAAUUUCUUUUGCGGACUUUUAAUUAUUGUUGUUGCAAUUUCAAAGUAGAAAGACAGGUUUAAUUAGUACAAUGGAAAAAGUAAUUUUGUAAUUCGUAUUUUUUGUUGUACAUUUUAAAAUUCUCUCAAACAAAUAUUUUAUGUAUUAUGUAACUCUACAACUUAAAUUACUUUUGUUCCCUAUCUUACUUUAUUCUGAAGGAAAAGGAUAAAAAAUACUUCAGAGGGUUUUCGAAUGACGUGUCAUUUAGCGGUUCAAUCUUCCAUGUUAUCGAGAGUACAAUAAUAUUGUUCACAGCGUAUCAUGUUAAGAUAUCAAUUUGUUGUUAGGUAUAUAUUUGUAUGAGAGGCUAGUUACAUCACUUGUGGAUAAAAAAAUCUAAAGGUUACUUACUGAAAAAUAACUGAAGAACUUGUCGACAAUUUUGUGUAGGUGUAAUACCCAAAAACAAAAAGCUCGCUGAUGAAUCGGAGUUUAAGUUUAAGUCUACUCAAAAAUGUCUACCAGCUCUCGGACUAAAAUCUACUGGUGAUGAAACUAGUCAUUAGACUUAUAUUUUUUUAUAACUAGGGUGUUGUUUUGUAUGCUGUAAGUUGUUUAAAGUUACGUUGGUGAUAAAAUAUGGAUUAUUUUAUUGAUAUAGACCGAAUUUAUUUCAGGACAUUGUACUAUAAGAACUCUCAUAGAAAAUGCUUUUAUUAUGAAAUAGGAUUUUUGACCUUUGGAACAUUUGAAAACAGUUGCUGAACAACGUGACUUUAAAGAACUUUUGAACUGUAAAUAAAGCUUGUUCAUAACAAUAACGAUAUAAACAAAGUUGUCAAAGAGCAACUUUUUAAUACCGUCGCGGUUUUACAAAUAUUUUGAAAACAAAACAAAACUAAAGCCUCUGUUCGAUCAAAACUUUGAUCUCCAAUAAAUUUGUAAAUAAUAUAAACGUAGAUCUAAAGAAAUGUUUUGUAUAUAAAAGUAAUAUAAAUGUAUAUUUAUAUAGACGCUGAAACAAAGCUUGUUUUAAUGCUUGUAAAUAAUAGAAAAUGACUUUUUAUUGGGUGAUGUAAACGCCCGUAAUUGUAAAUGCUAUAAAAUAGACAAAAUGAAAAAAUAUACGUUACAAUGAAAUUCCGAUAUUAUAAACGUCUAAUAAAUUGAAUGUUGA
This is a messenger RNA of Helicoverpa armigera (cotton bollworm), 3317 nucleotides long. RefSeq lists its product as uncharacterized. NCBI's taxonomy places the organism in Eukaryota, Metazoa, Arthropoda, Insecta, Lepidoptera, Noctuidae. The record is from RefSeq and is a predicted model, not a curated record. The coding region runs from base 189 to 716 and encodes 175 amino acids. The transcript has 7 exons.